Messenger RNA from Porites evermanni, 6635 nucleotides. The record is from the annotation of a GenBank genome assembly. Lineage: Eukaryota; Metazoa; Cnidaria; Anthozoa; Scleractinia; Poritidae.
GACCAUCUUCCUGAGCUGACGUUUGAGGAUGUUAAAAAUGUUACGUGGAACUGCAGUAAUUAUCCUCAGACGCCACAGGUAUGUUUUUCAUACUUAAUACCUUAUGGGAUCCCUCGACUGUUUUUUGCAAAAUAUACUCAUAAUGUAAACAUACCCGUACUUUUACCCAUUCUAAAAGCUUUAGAAACUUGGCAAAUACAUGCAAAUUUUCCGAUUCAUACUUGUAUAAAUACUAAAUGGCUUCUGUUCAUUACUAUGAAUUCUUGUUACUCUAUGUAAUAAUAAUUACAAGAGGUAUACCUAUUUGUAGUCACGUUACUGCUGUUUAAUAAAACAAACCACUCUGCUGAUUAGGACUGCUUGAGACUGUGUAGUGUUGUUUCUUGCGUAGUUUCAAUUUGUGAAUCUGUAAAUAAUAGUUUUUCCUGAAGUAUCUAAUACUCCUAACAAAAAGCAUGUGAAAAAGACCUCUCAAAAUGCAGAUUUUAGACUGCAUGAGAGAGCUAUUUUUUUCAAAAUGGCAAGUUGACUGCCCUUGGUAAAAAAAAUGGUCGAAAAAUGUAUAGUACUUCCAGUUAACCCUGGGGCACAGGGAGUAUGGGCAGUUAACCUGGGGCACAGUUGUUUCCUUUCCUUUAUUUAAUUUGGUUUUACUGGGGUUGGGGGGGAGGUAUUUGGCAAGUGAAAACAUAUCUGGGGGAGUACAGUCUGAUUGUUGAGUAUUCAAAAAAAUGAGGUUCCAAUCCUACUCCAGGGGCUAAGCCUUUCUGUAGAUCACAUGGCCCUAGAUGCAUAAUGAACUUAAGUUAAACUGUGCCAAGCUGCAGCUAACAGUGGUGUGAUCUAAACGUUUUUGCUUUGUAUGUUGUGGUAUAGGCCAUAGAAGAAAAUGCCACAAAAUCCAUGUGUUAUAAGUAUGAUGAUGUAAGUAUUUCAAACUAAAUUUGCUGUCUAUUAUACACCUUAUUCCAAAAUGGUAGCAAUACUACUUUUAUUUCUGUUUAUGUUAAUUAGCCCUCUCUGCGUUUAAGGUGUAUAGGAUUCAACUUCCUUUUUCUACUCAAAAUGUCAAGGCAGAGUGUCUUUGUAUCAUGCAGUCAUAACAAAGUUUAAAAUAACAAUAUAAUAAUUUUGAAAGUGUUUUCUUCUCUGCACACCAACAUCCAUAAUUUAUGACUGUAAUAUAUCAAGCAUCAUACGCAGUGUUUCAUCACCAGAUGAAACACUGAGAAGAGAGUUGAAAAUACGACAGGUAGUGGAGUAUUUUUCACAAACUUCGAGGUGUUUCAUCUGUUGAUGAAACACUGUGUUGAAUGCUUGAUAUUACUUCUCAAACAAAAUGAUUUUAGAAGGAGAAAUUAAAGAUGCAAAAAUGAGCAGUUUUUCUUCUGAUUUCCAAACACUCAUUAAACAUUAAUUUCCUUUGUAUUAUCUUUUUGAAUUAGUAAUGAGUUUGAGAAGGAGUUUUGAUACACUAUUUUGUUUUAAUGGAAAAGAAACAAGAGGCAUUAUUACACUUUAACUCAUGCUAGCCUUUGACGACCUGAAUAACGGAAUUGUGAUUCAUGUUUCAUUGAGUGUUUGUAAUGCCUGAACCUGGAAAACUUUUUCUACUAGGAAUACAUGUAUGAAAAAAAAACAUACUUAAAUGAAUUUUUUGUUUAGAGUUGGCUUUUCUGUAAAAAGUCAAGAGAGAAAGGGUUUUUAUUACAAAAAUUGCUGACAUCUACAUCAUUAUGUAUAUAAUUAUAUUUGUUUAUUUCCUCUUUUUAGCCAUUUGUUUGUGUACGAGACCCAUUGCACUGUCAUCACAGAGAGAACAGGUGAGUUAAUUAAACAUAAAUAGUAUUACUGCCAUUGCAUAGAGUUAAGCAGUCCUACCUCUAAUGUAAGAAGACAAAGAAAACUUCGUAAGGAUUAAUAACAAUUAUUAUUAUUAUUAUUAUUAUUAUUAUUAUUAUUAUACUUAUAAUUUAUAUUUAUUAUACUCCUAAAUAGUAUUAAGUAAUGAUCCGGGUAAUGUGGAUAGCAAUUUCUUUUGUUAUGUGGCAGCGGUGCUUCUCCCACAUAGGAAUGUUCUCAUUUUUAUACAGAGAAUGCAUAAACCUACAUGAAGGCCGUUUAAGCAAUAAAAUGCAUUUACACUCCACCCUGAAAGGGUGUUUUUUUGUGUUAAAAGAUUUUGACCAAUUACAAGAGUUGAAAACAAUAGCCAAGAAAAGUUGACGAUUUUACAUGUUCCCCACAUAGGAUUUCUUUGUUAUUCAAACUGAAACCAGAUUUUGUUAUAUGGAAGAUGGUUGGAAAGUAAGGAUGAAUAUAUGUACCGCUUUACGACGUUUUGUUAACUUUUGCUGUUUAAGCCAAUCAGAAUUAAGUACAGACAAUAGAAAAGUUAGCACCUUUUUUGCAUUCCAACAUGUUCGUUGCCGCUGUUGCUAUCAUUCUUAUCUGGACCGUAUCUUAAUAAUUAAUUAAUUUAUUAUUAAUGAGGUAGGGGUUAAUUUUCAGUCCCUCCAUGAUGAUUAAUCAAUUAAUUAUGAGUAUACCACUUGUUGAGAAUAAAAUAUGUUGGCUUAGCUGGCUGACAUAUCUUGCCAAUCUUAAUCUUGCAUUUGUUUCCAUGCAAAAAAAGAAUUACCGGUUUCAGAGACUGUGUUGUAAAAGAGGAACAAUAGUCAUAAUAUACAUGUAUAAAGUUGUAACCUAAAAAAUUAUUUUCUCUUGUUUUCAGUGACAUGAGAUUUGUUACAAGGCCCCAGUAUGGAGACUAUAAAUACCUUCCAAAGUCAUUGUGGCUUAGUGUUGUUUUGGUGAGUACAUACUUUUACAUACUUGUGACACUAAGGGCCUGUUUAAAUGGAGGUGAGGGUCCCUAGGGAGGUGAGGUAACCCACAGCAGGUCACCCCACCUGUCAUGUAAACAUGAUCAAAUUAAAAUAAGAGAUUAUGUGGACAGACGGGUUACCUCACCUAAGCGGGUUACCUCACCUACCUGGGGUCCCCCACCUCCAUGUAAACAGGCCCUAAUUUUGCAUUCAGACACAGAACCUUUUCCUUGAAAAGGGAAAUUUUUUAUCAGCAGUUUACUCUCAAACUCACAAUGUUAGCUUCUGAAUAAUUGUUUUGUAGUGGACAAAUCUACUCUGUGAAACUCAGUUUUUUAAUCAAUUCACUUACACAAAAAUACAGGGACAAAGCAAAAAGAAAUAAUCAUGAUAAUGAUAUAAUCAUGAUAAUAAUAAUAGUAAGAAAGAAAGAAAGAAAGAAAGAGAGGAAAAAGGUGCUAAAACAGAACAGUGCCAAAUACAGUGGUUACAAAUCCACUUAAUUUUUACAGUGCUACUUAAUUACAAAUAGAUGCUAUUACAUUUCCUUUAAGAAUUGGUUAAGAGAAUUUGUUUGCAUAUCAAAGCUUUUCCCAUCAGGUGAUUAUUUUAUUAAUUCUCACAACUUUUUCCCUUCAUUAUGUAUUGGUUUUGUUGGGAGAAAAUUGACUUUAACUGAACUUGGCCACUAUGUGGAGGUGUUCUUUGCCAUUCUUAGUUCAACUCCACUACCAUGCUUGAAAAUAGCCUAUUGGUUUGAUUCUUGGCGAUUGAUUUUUUUCAGUUUUGUCCAUUUUGACAUUUCUUUGAUUGUCCUAGAAAGGUUGAUUUUAACUGUAUGUAUUUAAGCGAUUUACAGUUUAACCUCCGCUAACCAACGGCCACCUCUCUUUCACAACCGCAUUUUUAUUCUCGCGAUGGACAGUCCAUACAUUGACUCUUGUUAAAACCUCCCUACAACCGCCAGUUCUCCACAAUUCAACCACUUUUUUCUGCCCCCAAGGUGACUGUAUGUUGAGAAGAGGUUCAACUGUAUUUCACUUCCCUCAUCGGUGAUAUUAUUUCACUCAUUUUAUCCCCACUUCAUAGCAUGGUGGAGUAGCAUUCUUGUACCAUCCAUGUGCAAGACAAGAUCUGAUAGAUCAGUUAAAAAGAAUGGCUGUCAGCUGUCUUCACAGGCAUGUCAUUACACCCUAUGAACGACUAAGCCCCUGCAAGGUAAACAUUACUAUUUUAAUUCAUAGCAAGCCACGAAACUGUCUGUGGACAUUCUUUUCGAAACUGGGAGGCUAUUUUUGUACAUGGAAGGCCUUGAAGCAUUAGCCAUGAUAUAUAUUUGGCCCAUUAUCAUUUAGACAUUUUGUUUUAGAUCUUAAAAUUAUUCUGUUUUCUGAGACUUGACUUCCUGAGGCUAAUUAAACAAAUUAAUAAUGAUAAAUAUUGUUAAUUGUAUUAUUGCAAUUUGUGCUGGCAAAAGGGUGCUCCACUUACUUAAAUUUCAGUACCCAAUCUCAUGUUUCUUAAUGAGCAGAGUAAUAGAGUGUAUUCACUCACGUGGCCAGCAUCUAUGCAAAUUUAUAGGGACAAAAGAAUUUUUUUUACUUAAGAAAAGAGUCCAACUCCCCAAGGAUUUGUUUGGAACACCAAUAUGGCUGCCAUGUCAUUGUUUUGGAACACCAAUAUGGCUGCUGUGAUGUCAUGUGAAUACGCUCUAUUGCCUCGUAUUCAGCCAGAAUCUUCAAGGGUUGAUUCAUGUCUUUUCAACAUACAAUUUUUUACUAGUAACACUGUAAUUAAAAUGAUUCACAUAAAUUCAUUUGAUCCUGAAGGUGACAAAAUUUAUCAAUCCCUAUAUCUGUUAUACUUCCAUCUCUUAAAUUCCCACUGGCCUCUUGGGUUUGCUUCUUUCGUGUUCAUUCUAACUUCCUUGCUGACCAUUUCAUCUUUCUUUUUUUUUAAACUGUUUAGCCUAUUGCCAUGGUUGCCUGGAGCUGCUUUUACUCAUCAUCGGAGUUGAACAUUUCAGAAGGAAAACUUUGGAUCAGGGAGAAGGCCAUGAGAGGUCCAGCAAGCCAUGUGUCGGAAAAUGGCCAGUAUACUGAUGGACUCAUAAAGCCAGCAGCAACAGUUUCAGAUAAGCUUGACACUAAUCUUUGUCCAGCCAACAUAAAGGUCUGUAUUUAUGGUCUAUUUUGAUCAUCUUGUAUAUUUUUAUGUAUAGUAGUGUAUGAUAUUGGGUUUGGAACAAAGAGAAAUUAUAAAAGAAAACAAAAAUAAGAUCGAACCACAGAAUGUGCUUGGGUAGUGUACAGUAAGUACUGUUUAUGAAAACGAGCAGGAGUGUAUUAUCAGGUUUAAAAACUCAAGGCGAAGCUGAGAUUGUUUACACCUGAUAGUAUGCAACUGUGAGUUUUUUGAAUGGCUUCAAAAUCUCUGAUAUAGAUCAACUCAUUCUUGCACUGAUAUUUAGAUUCGGGGUCAUUUUGGUCUAAAAAUUUUUGAGGUAAAGUUAAGCCGUGUCUUUAUCAGAUAUAAAGACACUCAUUAAACAGAAAAUGUCUUUUGUUUUUUCUUUAUGAAUUAUCAAUGGGUUUUUGUACAAAUAUUUGCAUCUUUAUUACAAUGAAAUAUGUUGUAUUUAUUGUAAUGUUUGUUUGGAUUGUAGGAUGGUACUUUUCUCUACCAUAGGCAGAAACCAAACAUCAACAGGCAAACUUAAAUGUCCUCUGUCACACAAUUGAUGUGGUUUGCCUGAACACUGACCGCGAUAGCCCCUCCCCCUCUUCCCCCUUCUGUGCUCCUCAUAAAAAAAAUGAACUACUAUAACACAAGUGACCACAUUACAGUUGGCUGGAGAUACUUCACUUGUGUCUUCCAUAAGCUGUAGAAAAAGAAGUAAGAGGGAUCUGGACGAUGGGUUUGAAAGAGUGCUAAUUAAACAGAAUUGUUAUGGGGAGGAAAGACACAGAGAGUUAGGUGACAGUUUUCAGUUACUCAUGGUUUAAAUUUCCCCUUCAACAGAGCAAAACUUGACAAUUUUCUGACCUCAGUUUAUUCUCUCAUGCACUGAUGACUACAGAAUUUUGGUCCUAGGAAAUUUUUCAUACAUACCUGGGUUUCUUUUGUUUGCCAACACGACAGUGUGUAUCUUAGUGAAUUUUCUGAUACCAUAGGCUUUCAGGCCUUCUAACAAGAUAGGGAACUAGAGGGAAGGCUGAACAAAUAAGCAAGAAAAAGGGUGCCAGGAGGAACAUGAUGAUAGGGUGUGGUUUUAGGGAGCUCUGUUGACAUCUUGCCCUCCACGCUUUAGACUAUGAUUAACAUGAUUGUCAUCAAUCAUAAGAUAAGUGAGUAAUGUCGAUAUUGAUUUGUUUUCAGUCUAUGCUUCCUUUGUCACAAGAGCCCGAAAACAGUCAUUCCCAUGAAACACAACAUGAUCCAUCUCAAAAUGACUGGUCAAAACACAGUGGGAAGUCCAUCUCGAUACAAAAUUCACAACUUGAAGAAGUAGUUAUUGUGAAUGAACAAAUCUCAAACAAUCGUAAAGUCGAUACUUCUAAUGCCGCUUGGGCCUUGGGGAGUUUGAUUUUUCUCUGUGCAAUUCUUGGUGGCAUGUUGAUCUACACACGGCCAUGGAAAAACAGAGACCAUUGGUGGAGAAUGGACGAUUAUAAUAGCAACACUAAAUUCAGUUUCAUGAAAACAAGAGGGUUUCGGUGGAAAAAUAGAAUGUCUCCAGGCAAAAGGACAUCAGGGUAUUCCCGUUUACUAACUGCUAUUCCAGAGGAAUUAGAAGAUGAUAUCUAG